AUGAAAGUAGCUGACUGUUGGAAGAACAACUCUUGGGCCUUACACGACAAUCUUCAAAUUGCUAUGCCUGACCUUUUAGAAACCAUAGCUCCCUUUUCAGUCUCUGAUCUGAACAUGGAAGACUCUCUUGCUUGGAAAGAUGUGGAAAAUGGGAAUCUCACCAUUAAGCAUGCCUAUAAUAUGACUGCUAAACCGGUUAGCAUUGCUCACUGGUCCAUGUUUCCUUGGGACAAAGACACGACUCCUGCUCAUUCCAUUUUCGUUUGGAGGCUCUUUCACAAUAGAAUUCCCACUGAUGAGAAUUUUGCUCUCUCUAUUCCUAUCUCUGAUUUGGUUGAUUGCCUCAAGGUUCUCAGCUUGGAUUGGAGUCCCCAGGCCCUAACAGUUAUCAAGGCUAGCAUUUCCUUCUCUCUUUAUCAAAUCUGGCAGGCAAGGAACAUUCAUAGGUUUGAAAACAAAGCUAUUCAUUGGAAGACUUGUUGCUCAAACAUUGCAGCCAGGGCAAAAUUGGUUGGGAAGUUAACAUCUAAAAAGACAAACAACUCUCUGCGCAGCUUCUCCUUCCUUAAGGCUUUGGAUAUUUUGCUGCACCCUUGCAAUCAGCUAGCCACUCGUGAUGUCCUUUGGUGCCCGCCGGUGUGUGGUUGGGUCAAGUGCAACAUUGAUGGAGUCGCAAAUGGCUCCCCUAUGGUGGCUGCCUAUGGCGGAAUUUUCAGGGAUGAUAAAACCCAUCAUAUUUGUAGUUUCAGUGCUUUUCUAAGGGAAGGCAGUCCAGUCUAUGCUGAAUUUAUGGCAGCUAUUCUUGCCAUGGAAAGAGCUAAGCAUUGUCAAUGGAAGAAACUUUGGAUUGAAACUGACUGCUUAUUAGUUGUGAAGGCUUUCUCCAAUGUUCUUUUAGUGCCGUGGAGAAUCAAAUCUCGUUGGCUUACGUGUUAG
Molecule: messenger RNA, 936 nt
Organism: Vicia villosa (hairy vetch)
Lineage: Eukaryota; Viridiplantae; Streptophyta; Magnoliopsida; Fabales; Fabaceae
Exons: 2
Coding region: 1-936 (311 amino acids)
Molecular function (GO): nucleic acid binding; RNA-DNA hybrid ribonuclease activity
Source: RefSeq, a predicted model, not a curated record